UCGCCAUUUUGUACUGCUGCUGCGCCGGGUAUUUAUCAGAAGAGUCGUGACUAUCCCGUUUACACUGCUAGUUAGUUGAUCAGACGGUUCCUGGUGUACUCAGUUUUUCAUUUCAAUCCUGUGGCCUUCAGUUGGUUUCGCAAAGUGCGAUUCUUGAGUCGACAUUAAUAAUUAAUUUAGUAUAUUUUUAUAUUUUGUGAGAAAGAAUGUCGGCCGAAAGCCCCGAAUACUCUCCUUUCUUCGCAGUGAUGGGAGCCUCUGCGGCUAUGGUGUUCAGCGCCUUGGGAGCAGCUUAUGGCACAGCUAAGAGCGGUACGGGGAUUGCCGCCAUGUCCGUGAUGAGGCCGGAGCUCAUCAUGAAGUCAAUUAUCCCCGUGGUCAUGGCGGGUAUCAUAGCCAUCUACGGCCUGGUAGUAGCAGUGUUGAUUGCCAACAACAUCUCAGAGAAGGUCACCCUCUACAAGAGUUUCCUCCAUCUGGGAGCUGGGCUGAGCGUGGGCCUCAGCGGGCUGGCAGCAGGCUUCGCAAUUGGCAUUGUGGGCGACGCAGGUGUGAGGGGCACAGCUCAACAGCCGAGGCUUUUUGUGGGCAUGAUCCUCAUUUUGAUUUUCGCCGAGGUCUUGGGUCUCUACGGGCUCAUUGUUGCCCUCAUUCUCUCCACGAAAUAAACGCCCAAACAUCUCCA
Messenger RNA from Micropterus dolomieu (smallmouth bass), 685 nucleotides. It is a transcript of the gene atp6v0cb, whose product is annotated as ATPase H+ transporting V0 subunit cb. Gene Ontology annotation, cellular component: proton-transporting V-type ATPase, V0 domain. NCBI's taxonomy places the organism in Eukaryota, Metazoa, Chordata, Actinopteri, Centrarchiformes, Centrarchidae. The transcript is spliced from 3 exons. Gene Ontology annotation, biological process: proton transmembrane transport. Gene Ontology annotation, molecular function: proton-transporting ATPase activity, rotational mechanism. The record is from RefSeq and is a predicted model, not a curated record. Bases 207 to 668 code for a protein of 153 amino acids.